Molecule: messenger RNA, 7714 nt
Organism: Mercenaria mercenaria
Lineage: Eukaryota; Metazoa; Mollusca; Bivalvia; Venerida; Veneridae
Product: sodium/potassium-transporting ATPase subunit beta-1-interacting protein 3-like
Exons: 6
Coding region: 72-1121 (349 amino acids)
Biological process (GO): regulation of sodium ion transport
Source: RefSeq, a predicted model, not a curated record
UUUAUCCUGUGGAUGUUGUUAGGUUACAAAAUGUCAAAAUGGGAUGAUCGUAAGAAAAUUUAAGAAAUACUAUGUUAUUUUCAAAUAUAUACCCUCUAAUUGAGAAGCUGUCCAAGAAGAUGACAUGUGAAUCAGCAAAAUGUUACUCUACCGCAAUUUACACCACGAUUAUGGUGGUUUUAUCCUUACAAUUGCUUGGUACAAUUGAAAAGCAGGUGUUUGACUUCCUUGGGUACAUGUGGGCACCUAUCAUAGGAAAUUUUUUCCAGAUUAUCUGCACAAUACUUGGCAUUUUUGGAACAUAUCAGUAUAGGCCAAAAUUUAUAGCAGUGUAUUCAACUUGGAGUUUGAUAUGGCUUGGUUGGAACAUAUUUGUCAUUUGCCUUUAUUUGGAAGUAGGGGUGCUAAACAGGGAUCGGGAAAUGUACAUAUUGAGUAUUGGCACAAAGAGCAAAAGUUGGUGGUUAGAGCAUGGAAUAGGCUGUAAGGUCAGCAAUGAUUCGUGGGUAGAGGAUGUCUCAGCCAAUGCAGGCCGUAAAAUACCACCAGAGGAGUUUGUCGAGGGAUGUAUACUCGCAUAUUACUAUGUGGAAGUUAUUCAUGCAGGCGUGCAGUGUUUAUUGGCUCUGACUGGUUUUGUGUUCACACUAAUGGCUAUAUACAUCUACAGUGAGGAGCAGGAACCCUCUGCUACUAACGCCAAUGAUGAACUAGAAUUUGUAAAGAUGCAUACCCUUACGCGAGGACAAAAUGAUAACAGUUCAACACCAUCUCACAAUGCCGCCUCAAAUCCUGCGUACGAGGCAGACGCCCAGUCCACACAUACGCGUACCACACAUACUGAGUAUCAAAACGAUUACCCCACCUUAGAUAGACCACCUAGUUACGAGACGAGUAUGAGAAACACUAAACAAUCUAACGUGAAUCAUUAUUAUGGCUCUGAUAGACAGAGUGUUCGAAGUGCUAGAAGCACGCGUAGUGCACGAUCAAAAGCGAGCAUCAGAUCUAAAAGACGGCAAGAGGAACGUCAGGAACGUAGAGAAGAUUUACCUUGGGUUCAGAUCACCCCAUCUUCAAGUAAUCACCACACAGACUCUGCGCCGUACAGACAUUUCCCAUAGUUUUUGUUUACAGUAGAACUAUACUUUCAAUACAAUAGAACUAGUUGUUUAAUUUUAAGUUUUUCUGUUACUUGCAGUAUAUACAAGGAUAGAGAAGGUGUCUUUUUGUAGUUAUUAAGGAAUGUAAGAAUAUAAGAAAGACACCUCCAAAAUUCUGUAAAAUAUUUUUGAAAGAAAGUUUAUACAUUCCUUAGGAAAAUGGGUCAGUUAAUUCAAGGCAGAUUUAUUAAAAGUAGUGAAAUAGAUAGAAAAACAUUUAUCUAGGGUACUGCUGAUUUCGCAAUCAAUAUUUUAUGUAAAAUAGCAGGAAUUGAUACUUUCGUUACAUAAUACUAGAAUGAUAGAGAUUUUGAUAUUUGAUACAUGUAAGCUAUGUUUUUAAAGAAGAGAUCUGGAUUAACUAUGCUUGCAUUUUCAUUUCUGACAGUUAAUGAUGAUACUGUAAAAUCAUUUAAUUUCGUGGCCAUGAAAUUUGGUGGUUUUGGUAAUAACGGCAAUUUUGUGGGGAUAUGAAUUUGUGGAUUUCAUCUUUUGAACAUAAAAUGAAUGAGAAUUUUUACUUGUUCGUUGGGAUUAAAUUCCGUGGAUUGGUUCAACCACGAAAUCCACGAAAAUUAGUCCCCCACAAAUAUUGAUCAUUUCACAGUAUUGCCUAUUAAGUAAUUGUGCAUUUCUUGCAUUUGUUAGCAAUGUACUAGUUUGUAACAUCCCACAAAUAAAAAAGAAGAAAUCAUGAACCGACUGUACUAAUACUGCAAGUAACAGAAUUAUGUUUUGGAUAAUUUUUUAAUUUUCGUAAAAUUUUUACUUUCAAGUGUAAAUGGAUAUAAUACAAUAAUUAAAGGACAAUAUGUAUCAAAACAGCUUUUAAUAUUUAGUUGUAUAUGCUGGGGUUUUAUUAAGGACUGGGUGAAUUCCUCCUGCUAAGAUGGUCUGAAACCCACGCUACUUUGCCUGUAACAAGUAAAAUUCUACAUGGGAGAACCCCAGACCACCUCUCCUUUGCAACUUUCACCUACUUCAGUAAUUAAUGAAGCACCUGUUUAUGGGGGGUAUUUGGUAUUUUUGGUACCUGUAUAAUCUCUUGUAGACUUGUGUAUACAAGUUCACAUAAAGCUCAUGUUCCUGUGUGAUUGCAAGCCUUUAAUUGGUGUAUUUCCAUUGAUAUUUUGAUUUAGUUUGUACUAUAUCAUUAGUCUGUGUAAAGCUGUAGGAAGUCUGUAAGUCCCAUUUUUAAAACUAUGAGAUUUGAUUUCAUUAAAGAACAUGUUUUAAGUGUAUCAUCACUAUGACUUGUAUUUUUUCACAUAAUGUGAAGAAUUUUCAACUUUUCUGUCCUCAGACUGAAAUAUUUUAUGUACUACAUUAUACUGCAUUUCAUUUCUUUCUCUAGUAUGUUAGUGACUAAGUCUUAACAGUAGAUUCUUAUUGUUUUCUGAUUUUCAAACAAUUAUUGAAAACUUAAUAUUGGUUCUAGCAAAAAGGCUAUCUUAAGUUGGAUGAUUAAUAUUUCAUCAAUAUUACAUAAGGGUCAUGUUGACAGUAUAGAUGUAUUUAAUAGUAGGAAAAUGGUAUUAAAUGAAUGAAAAUCUAUUUAAUUUGUCAUAAUCUUAAAAAAGUAUUCAUGCCAAACUAUUGUUGGGAAGCCAAAAUCUUAUGAAUGCUGUGGUUGAAAAUGGAAUAUUUUACUCUCUCUGGAUAUUUAUUUUCAUUGCAUAUCAAAUUUAUUCAUAUGAGCCGUGCCAUGGGAAAACCAACAUAGUGGGUAUGCGACCAGCAUGGAUCCAGACCAGCCUGCGCAUCCGCGCAGUCUGGUCAGGAUCCAUGCUGUUCGCUAAUAGUUUCUCCAAUUCCAAUAGGCUUUAAAAGCGAACAACAUGGAGCCUGACCAGACUGCGCGGAUGCGCAGGCUGGUCUGGAUCCAUGCUGGUCGCAUACCCACUAUGUUGGUUUUGUCAUGGCACGGCUCAUAUGAUUAAUUCCAGUUGAAUUAUAUUGCCAUAGGUCACAGUGUGUGUGUGACCUGUGUUUCUUUGGUUCAUGUGUACUUUACGAGGGAGUCAUUUUGUAUACUAAAAUGAAUAUUGUAAUAUACCACAAUAAAAUACUGUGUUUUUAGCCUAUUAAAGUUGAACUUUUGAAAUGAUUGUCUCUCAUCUUUAGAAUAAGAAAAAUUAUUCCCAUACAAAAUCUGGUCAAUUUCUGCAUAACUUUAUUGAAUAAUUAUAGGCAAAGUUUUAUACCUAGAUGUCUAGUUAUUUUUGCAUUUUUCAUAUAAGGAGGAUAUAUAUAAAUCUCAGCAUUUGUAUCAUGUAAUAUUGGUUUUAACUCUUACAGGGGCAGCUCUUGAUAUUUGUUAGGUUUUUUUUGGUAAAUUUGGAAAGUGCUUUCUUUCAUGCAAAAGUAAAACUAUGAAAUACAAACAGAUAGAAGAACCACAUGUCAAACACCAAAAAAAGUUUAACUGUUUAUUUAUUUUGAAAAAUAACACUACAGUGAUUCAGAGUCAUUGCCAGUAUUCAUAAGCAUAAGUCUGGCAGUUGAAAUAUGUUAACUGAGAGGAAUUUAGAUUUAUGUCAAAAUUUUAUCAAUUUAGAAAAUGCUUCCAUCAGUUAGUAAUUACAAUAGAAAGACAUUUUAAAGUGAUUCUAUACAUUAAAUUAAGUUUUGAUAUGUAAAAAAAGAGGAAAUAUUUAGAAGACUGCCUAAGGCAUUAGUCUGACACAAAAUUUGAUAUCAAAUAGGAGGAAUUUACAUUUCAUUUAAAAUAUUGACUUAAACAUUACCGUUGCGAACUGAAGGUGCAUUUUGUUUAUUAACUUAAUUUCGAAAUUCUAACUCUAGAUUUUAGGUUGCUUACUCGAAAUUUUGAGUUACCUACUUCUUAUAUUAAGUCGACAGUUUGAGCGGGUAACUUGAAAUUUAGAUUUAGUCCCUUCCCUUGUUAUUGGCAAAAUUUGAGCCUCUAUCCAUCUUCCAAAGGUCCAAAAUAAUAGUAGGUGUUAAAGAGUAAAAAUAAAAUGGAUACAGCUAUGUUUGUCAUUUAGGAUAUCAACUGUCACUUUCAUCUGUUUAGAAAAAGUCUGAUGUUCAUCUCGAGACAUGUCCCUUUAAAGUUGUUCCAGCUAGGAAUGUUACAUGUUUGAUAAAAAACUUGUAUACUGAAAUGAGUUCUGUCUUUGUACUCUUGUCUAGUUUAUACCUGCAUGUUAUUGCUAAAAUGUUGGUCAUAGCUGGAUAUAUAAGGCAGUGUGUUGCUGAAUAUAGCAGAAUUUUAAUGUUCCUCAUUUUGAAACCAAAAUACAAUGCAAUAUGAAGAUCUCACUAUUAAAUUAUAUCACAGAACAUUAGCUUACAAAGUUCUGAAAUAUGUAACCAUGGUUACUGUCAUUCUGAUACAUAAAAAAUGACAUAAUAAAUUGUUGCCAUUUUAUACUUUGAUAUGCAGAUCUGCAGACAUGUCUGAUUUCAUUCUUUAUUUUAGUAAGCAUCUUAUAAUGCCAAAAUUCAGAAUAUUACAAGUUUCACAAAGUUUGGCCAUACACAUUCAUAAUGUACUUGUUUCAGAACCAAGUGAGAUAAACAAACAAGUUUAAGCAGACAUUUAUUACUAUAUGUAAAAAUGAACUACAUGCAAAGAAAAUUCUCAUGUUUCUAAUAUUAUGAUUUGGAAUAUUUAUUCAAGUUUUUGUACUUUUUUUAUUUUGACAAUGCAAGUAACAUUAUUCAUGUAUCUCAUAAAAUAGAAAAUAUCAUAGGGGAAACUUUGACAAAAAAUUGUUUUUAACAAUGUAUUAGGUGAACAUACUGUCUCCUUUUAGAAAGAGAUGUGUGUACAUGUAUAACAUAUUGUUUUGAAAGUAACAUGCACUGGUCUUAACACAAAGUUAAAAUCUUUUUUGUGUGUAUAUAAAACAUUCCUGUGAUGUUGUGAUUAUUUUUCUGUUCUUGCAGUAUUUUUUUGCUUUCAUUUUAUCUAAGUAUAUUAAUUAUUGAGUAAAUAUAGAUGUUUUUAACUUGGCAUCAUUUUUAUCGCUUACUUUAUAUUUUCGUAUUUAUGUAAAAAUUGAGCCGCACCAUGAGAAAACCAACAUAGUGCAUUUGCGACCAGCAUGGAUCCAGACCAGCCUGCGCAACCCUAUUGCAAUUAGAGAAACCAUUAGAGAACAGUAUGGAUCCUGACCAGACUGCGUGGAUGCACAGGUUGGUCUGGAUCCAUGCUGGUCGCAAUUGCACUAUGUUGGUUUUCUCAUGAUGCGGCUAAAUAAUUAGAGUUGUGGGUACUGAGUUCUCAGUUUUUACAUUUUUUUUUCCUAGAUUUAGUUUUUUUUUAAGAUUUGUGUUUGGCAAGUCUGUCUUUUUUCUAAUUUUAGAUUAGAGUAAGACUUUUUUCCAGAUGAAAUGGUGCCAUUUUAAAUGGAAAUUUCAAACAUGCAUUUAUUACAUGAUGUGGUAAUUGUAUUAUGGCAAAAGAAUGAAAAAAGUGACCACCUAGAGAAAGGCCUUUGAUUUCAGAUAAUAUUCUUAAAAGACAUCAAAUUAAUUGGUGCCGUAGAAUCACGUAGAUACGCAGAUUGAAGUUUUCUCCUUCAAACACUGAAUAUAUUUGAAGUUUUUUCUUCAAGAUCAACAUUGCAGCAAGUCAUGUUAUUAACUAUGUUCUGUUGACAUCUGUCUGUAUUAAAGAAAUAACAUUCAACAGAAUAGUGUUUUAACCUUAGACUGCUGGCAGCAAGUGAUUCUGCCUUUACGACCAAUACAGACCAAGAUCAGCCUGCAAAUCCAUUCAGUCAGUCAAUUUUCAGUAAACACCCCUUCUAAUGAUAAAUGGUAUUGCCCUAAUUGAAUGAUGGACCAGUCCAUUUUAGAAAUUUAGCAGGGUAAAGGUUAAUUACAGAUAUUAAUUAAAUGCAACAAGGAGGUUAUACAUGCAGCAAAAUAAUUUCAGGAAGGCUGUAAAAGUAUUAUUUUAAGUGGGGAAGGACCAGACAUUAAAAUGAAGAAAAACCCUUAUCCUUUUGGAACAUGUUGGUACAGUUUAAUUUGUACCAUUUGAAGUUUUGAUUAUGUAUAAUGCAUAUGGGCUAUCAUCAUUUCUCAAACUGCGAAAUCCGUCAGUUUUGUGGGUAUGAAAUUUUAAGGUUUUGGCACUAUGGUUAUUUCUCUAGGACAUGAGUUUGUGGAUCUCAGAAUUUUUAAGAUAAAAUAAACAGGAAUUUGCUUGUUCUUUGGGAUUUACUUUCAUGGAUUAAUGCAUCCAUGAUUAUUUAUAGGUUAAUAAAUGGGAGAGCGGUGCUUUGAGUGAUAAGGGCCCAGGCAAGGUGAUAAUAGCCUGAGGGCUCUUGUCUUCUUCUAGGGCCUUUAUCACUCAAAGGCACCACUCUCCCAUGUAUUUACGUGUUUAUUACAUGUUUACCUAUAAUAUAGUAAGAAAAGUUUAGUGUGCUGUUUUUAUGGUUAGAUCUACUAGCAUUUACUGGCAUAAUAAUUUUCAGUUUUUCAGUUUCUAUUCUAUUUCUGUUAUAUACAAUAUAAAAUCAGAUGCCUUUAUAGUUUUACUUUGUUGCUCAUAGUAUAAUUUGGGAUUGAAAAUAAAUUAUUUUUACGAAAAAGAAAUGCUCCAGAUAAUAAAACUAAAUCUGAACUAUUUGGUGUUUUGCCUCCAUGAAAUGUUGUGACGUCAUUUCUAUUUACGGAGGUUAAGUCCCCCCACUAACGUCAGGACCAUUAUCAAUAAUGGCCUCGGGACUAAUUUUGAUAAUGCAUGAUGCAGUGCGAUAACGGGAGCUUUUUCAGCACAGAUUUGUUACUAUUUAUAGGUACUCGUGUAAUAAUGAGAUGACAGUGAUGCAUUUUGCCAUGUGUUAUUCUUGUAUAUUACCAUUCAACAUAUGUAACAGUUGUCAUCUUUAAAAGCAUACUAUAUGAUUUCAUGUGUAAUGCUGUACUUGUAAUGUGCAAGUGUGACUAUUGUCUAGUUUUGUUAGAUUAUAUUUAAUUAUGUAAUAUUAGUCUGUUAUCAUGCGAUGAAUGAACAUACUGUACUGAUUAUGUGUAGAAAACAUGAUAAUUAUAUAAAUAGGCAUGCAUUCAGACUAAUUUCAUAUUUUUCAAAAUUUAAAGACAAGCUUUAUAUGGUAAUGUUAGUUAUUAUAAAUAAAAAGUGGAAGAGAGUUAAGCAAGCUUGUUCUAUAUUAAAAACUCUCAGUAUGAAAAAUAUGAAGCAAAAUGCUUGAUUUUUAAGUUGAAGGAAAUUGUCUAUUCUUAAGAAUCUAUCCUCUGAGAUAAUAUUUAUUUAGUGUUUCUUAUUUCAUGUAUGAUGCUUAUUGUUAAAAAAAUGAAUCUGGCCCUUUAAAUACAUGAAGCAUUGUCUGCUUAAUUUAAUAUAUUAAAUGCAUAAGUACUUCAAAAGCUGUCAGUACAAUUGGAGACUUUUCUGAAAGGGGUCAGAAAGUGUCUGCUUUUGCAGUAUUGUAUUCCAGCUAUUAGAAUUUUUAUUGUAUUUUUAAUAAUUUCAUGUAUAUAUUUACAUGAUAUUUCUUGUGUAUAAAAAAAAUCAUAUUUUUAUGAUGAUAAAUAAAUUUUGAAAUGUU